GCCAGGUUCGUUCUCGUCUGGCCGACGCAGGCCGAACCGGACCGAGGAGACCCGAGUGGGGCCGAGGCCCGCGGCCCCGCGGCUUUGAGCGCAGGUGGCAGGGCGCGCCCCACCCAGCGGCCAGGCGGAGCCAAAGAUGCUGACUUCUGCCACGCUGCCCCUCCUGGGCUCCCAGCCGCCUCCGGCCUUGCCCUUCCCGCUGCUGCUGCUGGCGGUGCUGAGCGGCCCGGUAUCCGGCCGCGUCCCCCGCUCGGUGCCCAGGACCUCGCUUCCUAUCUCGGAGGCUGACUCCUAUCUCACGCGGUUCACUGCCCCGCAGACAUACAAUUACUCUGUCCUCCUUGUGGAUCCUGCUUCCCAUACACUUUAUGUUGGUGCCCGGGACACCAUCUUCGCUUUAUCCCUGCCCUUCUCAGGGGAGAGACCCCGCAGGAUUGACUGGAUGGUACCUGAGGCCCACAGACAGAACUGUAGGAAGAAAGGCAAGAAGGAGGACGAAUGUCACAAUUUUGUCCAGAUUCUCGCCAUUGCCAAUGCCUCUCACCUCCUCACUUGUGGCACCUUCGCUUUUGAUCCGAAGUGCGGGGUUAUUGAUGUGUCCAGUUUCCAGCAGGUUGAAAGACUUGAGAAUGGCCGGGGGAAAUGUCCUUUUGAGCCAGCUCAGCGGUCAGCAGCUGUAAUGGCUGGGGGGGUCCUCUAUGUCGCCACUGUGAGAAACUACUUGGGGACGGAGCCGAUAAUCUCCCGGGCUGUGGGUCGCGCCGAGGACUGGAUUCGGACAGAGACCUUGCCGUCCUGGCUUAACGCCCCAGCCUUUGCUGCAGCCGUGGCCUUGAGCCCAGCCGAGUGGGGGGAUGAAGACGGAGAUGAUGAGAUCUACUUCUUCUUUACGGAGACUUCCCGAGCAUUUGACUCAUAUGAGCGCAUUAAGGUCCCACGGGUGGCCCGUGUGUGUGCGGGGGACCUUGGGGGCCGGAAGACCCUCCAGCACAGAUGGACAACAUUUCUGAAGGCUGACCUGCUAUGUCCAGGGCCUGAGCAUGGCCGGGCCUCCAGCGUCCUGCAGGACGUGGCUAUUCUCCGACCUGGGCAUGGAUCGGAGACCCCCAUCUUUUACGGCAUCUUUUCCUCCCAGUGGGAGGGGGCGGCCAUCUCUGCUGUCUGUGCCUUCCGACCACAGGACAUUCGGACAGUGCUGAGUGGUCCCUUCAGAGAGCUGAAACAUGACUGCAACAGGGGACUGCCUGUCAUGGACAACGAUGUACCCCAGCCCAGGCCUGGAGAGUGCAUCACCAACAACAUGAAGCUCCAGCAGUUUGGCUCAUCACUCUCCCUGCCUGAUCGUGUGCUCACCUUCAUCCGGGACCACCCCCUUAUGGACAGGCCAGUGUUUCCAACCGAUGACCAUCCCCUGCUCGUCACUACAGACACAGCCUAUCUCAGAGUUGUGGCCCACAGGGUGACCAGCCUUUCAGGGAAAGAGUAUGAUGUGCUCUACCUGGGGACAGAGGAUGGACACCUCCACCGAGCAGUGCGGAUUGGAGCCCAGCUCAGCGUCCUGGAGGAUCUGGCCUUAUUCCCGGGGCCACAGCCAGUUGAGAGUAUGAAAUUGUAUCAAAGCUGGCUCCUGGUGGGCUCCCGUACCGAGGUGACACAAGUGAGCACAGCCAACUGUGGCCGUCUCCAGAGCUGCUCAGAGUGCAUUCUGGCCCAAGACCCUGUCUGUGCCUGGAGCUUCCGGCUGGAUGCAUGUGUGGCCCAUGCUGGGGAGCAUGGCGGGCUGGUCCAAGACAUAGAGUCAGCAGAUGUCUCUUCUUUGUGUCCCAAAGAGCCUGGAGAACACCCAGUAGUGUUUGAAGUUCCUGUGGCUACAGUGGCACAUGUGGUCUUGCCAUGUUCCCCAAGUUCAGCAUGGGCGUCCUGUGUGUGGCACCAGCCCAGUGGAGUGACUGCACUUACCCCUCGGCGGGAUGGGCUAGAGGUGGUGGUAACCCCAGGCGCCAUGGGUGCUUAUGCCUGCGAAUGUCAGGAGGGGGGGGCGGCCCGUGUGGUAGCUGCUUACAGCUUGGUGUGGGGCAGCCAGCGGGCCCCCCCAAGUCAGGCCCACACAGUGGGGGCGGGACUGGCCGGCUUUCUCCUGGGGGUUCUUGCAGCAUCCCUGACUCUCCUUCUGAUCGGUCGGCGUCAGCAGCGACGGCGACAGAGGGAACUUCUGGCUAGAGACAAGGUGGGCUUGGACCUAGGGGCCCCACCGUCUGGGACCACGAGCUACAGCCAGGACCCUCCCUCACCUUCUCCUGAAGAUGAACGGCUGCCCCUGGCCCUGGCCAAGAGGGGCAGUGGCUUUGGUGGCUUCCCUCCACCCUUCCUGCUUGAUCCUUGCCCGAGCCCAGCCCACAUUCGGCUUACUGGGGCUCCUCUAGCCACAUGCGAUGAAACGUCCAUCUAGGGCAAGUGACCACUAGUGCUCGGGUGACCGUUGGAGGGGGAUGACCAUCGAGAUGCUGGGGGUACUGGGCCUGGAAGACGGUCAUGGGCUCUGAGUUCUCUUUGGUCUUUGCAUCUGCCCUCUUGGGGCCUGGCUGGGCUCGAGGCCAAGCCUGUGCUUGAUUUCCUGAUUCCCACGAGAGACCAGAGCUGCUGUCUCCAGUGAAUCAGGACUUUUCCCACCUCUGCCCUCUGAACCGCUGAGACCCCCUUCAGCCUUGGCCUCCUCUCUUCAGGGAUGGGCUACAGGACAUAGCUCUGACUUUGCCUUCUGGUGGGCCCUGGCCGGAAGGAAGAGCACUAGAGGUGGUGGGGGGCUAGUGUGCAUUAAGUCCUUCUGUUCAUUCUCUUAGUUUAUCGGAUUCUCUGUGGGGAGUGCAUGAUCCCCGUGUUGCAACAUGAAAUCUCUGCCCUGAGAUGUCCCCCAACCCAGUUAGUUGCCCUUCUUCCAUGAAAGAGUGUGUGUCAAUAUGCAGGUGUUUGUGGGAGGCCUGGCCACACGUGCAUGCAUGACUGGGCCAGUGCUCUGGUGUACCCCUGGGGGUCAGGCCCGGUGCUCGGGUGUACCCCUGGGGGGUCAGACGGGGGAAGAUGGGAAUGAGGCAUUGCCUGCAGAACUUCAGACCCUGUAGCCAGUGAAGGAAUGGUUUUCCUUUCUAAAAGGAAACAAACCACCCCCCCAUCCCCAUCACCUCCCACAACCCUUCUCUUGAGUAGAGGGAAAACCCCCAAAGUGACCUUUUGGGUGGGAGGGGCAGCGGUACACAUGACCCCAUCAUUUUCUUUGUUUUUGCCUCCCGGCUGCCACCACUGCCACACAGAGCUGUUCUUUCUCUGGCUGGAGUAUAGGCUGGACCCCUCUUCUUCGGCUCCCGUUAAAAAAACUUCACAACAUUCUAAGCAUUAAGGGACAACAAAAGGGGAACAGUCAUAGGAAAUACAAGUUGCAUAAAAAUAGGUUUGUAUCAGUGACUUUACUCAGGUUGACACCCUUGCCCUAAGUCAGAAGUUCUCCACCUGGGGUCCGUGGACUCCCUGACAUCGUAUGCAAAAUGCUGUCUGUACAUGUGUGUCUGUAUUUUGAUGGGGGGUGGGGUGGGUGGGUAUGGCUUUCAUCAGCUUCUCAAGGCCUUAACAAAGCUAAAGGACCGUGCCUCGAGGUCGCCACCCAGUGGUCAAGCUGAGGGAGUGCCACUCACGGCAGUUCUUCCUGCCCCACCAUCCGUUCCCUGUGGUCAGCCCCUGGACUCACAGCCGCUGGAUGCCCUCUUGUUUCUCCGGUUUCUGGAAGCUGGGCUCUGCGUGUAUUUGAAGAUACUAUCAAUUCCUACCAAACAUAAAGACCUCUUCCUGCUUCACAGCUCCCAGAUGACCUAGGCGUCUCCUACUCAGUUCUGGUCUUGGCCUGUGUAUGUGCCUCUUUCAUCCCUGGUAAGGGACCCCCUUGAGCUCCAGUGAAUGAUCCAGCCCUUCCCAGUUGAAGUUUUCAGCUCUACUUUCCUUGGCAGCAGCCUGUGAACUAUUCAAAAGAGUCCCCUUGGGCUUGGAAUUACCAGUGGCUUUGCCACUAAUAGGUGUAUGAUUUUCAGCAAGUAAUCUAAUGUAGGAACACUGGUUUACUCAUCUGUAAAGUGGGGAUAGUAAUACCUACCUCAGGGUUGCUGCAAGGAUUGGAUGGGAAAACAUGUAAACAAUAAAGCACUAUCUAUACCAGGAGAUGUUGUUACUGUAAAAAUUGACCUAUGAUGCCAUAAUCCUAUAGCUGAACCAUAUGAUAACCGUGACACAUGUAAUCACUGUAAGCCCCAUUCUGUGGGAGGAGGAUCAUUGGCUCACACAGACAUACUGUCCUGGGUCCUCUCUGGCCAGAUCUUAGCUGCUGGUGUCCAGGUUUUGGGAGGCUGGGCCUGUGAUUUUUGUGAUCCUCAGAUGUGCCUAAGCUUAGUGACCUUCUUAGUCCUAUAUGAGAAUGGAGGAAGUCUUGUGUUUAUCCUCACUUUGUUCUCUUGAGGUUAUGGGUUUGUUCCAUUUUGGGGGAGGAAGAGAGGUGAGGAGAUGUCAGAGGGGCUUGGGGUCUCUGUGAGGAGGAAAGGGACCAGAUCACAGUGGAUUUGGGGCAUUUGGUCCUUGGAUAGUGGCUCUGGUUGGAGGAAAACGAGAAAUGUAGGAAAAAAUGAGGAAGAGGGAGAUAGGCAUGAAGGAAAAAGAGCCACUUCUUGGUUGGUGUGAAGUUCAAGCCCCCAAAGUGAGUGGGUAGCACAGGAAUAUAAAGCCAACUCCCUAAGAAAUAGUGUGAAUAACUGAUUGCAUGAUCUUUUACUUGUGAAGGUGUGUGAGAACGGCGAAGAUCUGUCUGUGGAUAAGGGAGCUAAAGAAGGGUGCAGGGUUCCUGCAGGGAGAAUUGUAAGGAUUCUGGCAGCCAGAGACCUGCCUGGCUUCACACGUUAAAGCAGCCACGGGGAGGGGGAGGGUUGGGCUUUGUGUUUUUAUUUAUCCCUUGACUCCAAAGAAUGCACACUUUCUGGCCCUCACUCUUCAAUUCUCCUCUGUUUUUGGCUCUGGCCCCUGGCCCAUGCAAUGUGACUCUUGGCUUGCCCCUAACCGGUGGUCUGCUGCUACCCACAUGGCCUUACUGAAAGAGCCAGAGAGGGAUGCUGGCUGUUGACUCUUACAAGCCAGGUGAGCUCCAGCACUCCACUGGCCCUAACCCAGCAGGAGGCUGACUCACUUCCUUUCUCAGGCACCCUCC
Mirounga angustirostris (Northern elephant seal) is the source of this 5236-nucleotide messenger RNA. RefSeq names its product ssemaphorin 4F (gene SEMA4F). Gene Ontology annotation, cellular component: plasma membrane. Gene Ontology annotation, biological process: semaphorin-plexin signaling pathway; neural crest cell migration; negative chemotaxis. The record is from RefSeq and is a predicted model, not a curated record. Lineage: Eukaryota; Metazoa; Chordata; Mammalia; Carnivora; Phocidae. Gene Ontology annotation, molecular function: chemorepellent activity; semaphorin receptor binding. The transcript is spliced from 14 exons. The coding region runs from base 137 to 2449 and encodes 770 amino acids.